This is a messenger RNA of Acanthochromis polyacanthus (spiny chromis), 1794 nucleotides long. RefSeq names its product protein NLRC3-like. Lineage: Eukaryota; Metazoa; Chordata; Actinopteri; Pomacentridae. The transcript has a single exon. The annotation marks the transcript as partial. The record is from RefSeq and is a predicted model, not a curated record.
CUUGCUGCAGUUUGUAGACGUAAACUUAAAUGUGGUCUGAAGAAGAAGUUCCAGAGAGUGUUUGAGGGCAUCGCUAAAGCAGGACAGUCGACCCUCCUGAAUGAGAUCUACACAGAGCUGUACAUCACAGAGGGAGGGACUGCAGAGGUCAAUGAUGAACAUGAGGUCAGACAGAUUGAAGCAGCAUCCAGGAAAGCAGACAGAGCAGAAACAAGCAUCAGACCAGAAGACAUCUUUAAAGGCUCACCUGGAAGAGAUGGACCAAUCAGAACAGUGAUGACACAGGGAGUGGCUGGCAUCGGGAAAACAGUGUUAACACAGAAGUUGACUCUGGACUGGGCUGAAGACAAAAGCAACCAGGACAUCCACUUCAUGUUUCCAUUGACUUUCAGAGAGCUUAAUGUGCUGAAAGAGAGAAAGUUCAGUUUGGUGGAACUUGUUCAUCACUUCUUCAGUGAAACCAAAGAAGCAGGAAUGUGCAGGUUUGAAGACUUCCAGGUUGUGUUGAUCUUUGACGGGCUGGAUGAGUGUCGCCUUCCUCUGGACUUCCACAACAAUGAGAUCCUGACUAAUGUUAGAGAGUCUACCUCAGUCGAUGUGCUGCUGACAAACCUGAUCAGAGGGAAUCUGCUUCCCUCUGCUCGCCUCUGGAUAACCACACGACCUGCAGCAGCCAAUCAGAUCCCUCCUGACUGUGUGGACAUGGUGACAGAUGUCCGAGGGUUCACUGACCCACAGAAGGAGGAGUACUUCAAGAAGAGAUCCAAAGAUGAGGAGCAGGCCAGCAGCAUCAUCUCCCACAUUAAAGCAGCACAAAGCCUCCACAUCAUGUGCCACAUCCCAGUGUUCUGCUGGAUCACUGCUACAGUUCUGGAGGAGCUGCUGAGAACCAGAGAGGGAGGAGAUCUGCCCAGAACCCUGACUGAGAUGUACAUCUACCACCUGGUGGUUCAGACCAAAGUCAAGAAGGUCAAGUAUGAUGGAGGAGCUGAGACAGAUCCACACUGGAGUUCAGACAGCAGGAGGAUGAUUGAGUCUCUGGGAAAACUGGCUUUUGAGCAGCUGCAGAAAGGAAACCUGAUCUUCUAUGAGUCCGACCUGACAGAGUGUGGCAUCGAUCUGGAAGCAGCCUCAGUGUACUCAGGAGUGUUCACACAGAUCUUUAAAGAGGAGAGAGGGCUGUACCAGGACAAGGUGUUCUGCUUCAUCCAUCUGAGCGUUCAGGAGUUUCUGGCUGCAGUCUACAUGUUCCACUGUUACACCAACAAGAAGGAGAAGGUUCUGGAGGACUUCCUGGGAAAAGACUGGAAAGAUGAGGGGAGAGACACUCUGGAUGUGUUCCUGAAGAGAGUCAUGGAGAAAUCCCUCAGAAGUAAAAAUGGUCACCUGGACCUGUUUGUUCGUUUCCUUCAUGGCCUCUGUCUGGAGUCCAACCAGAGACUCUUAGGAGGUCUGCUGGGUCGGACAGAGAACCAUCCAGAAAUGAUCCAGAGAGUCAUCAACAACCUGAAGAAGAUGAACAGUGAUGAAAUGUCUCCAGACAGGAGCAUCAACAUCUUCCACUGUCUGAUGGAGAUGAAGGAUCUCUUAGUACAUAAGGAGAUCCAAGAGUUCCUUCAGUCAAAGAACAGAUCAGAGAAAUUCCUCUCUGAGAUCCACUGCUCGGCUCUGGCCUACAUGCUGCAAAUGUCAGAGGAGGUUCUGGAUGAGUUGGACCUGAAGAUGUACAGAACAUCAAAGGAGGGAAAACGGAGACUGAUUCCAGCUGUGAGGAACUGCAGAAAGGCUGGGUGA